Molecule: messenger RNA, 6700 nt
Organism: Terrapene triunguis (Three-toed box turtle)
Lineage: Eukaryota; Metazoa; Chordata; Testudines; Emydidae
Gene: LETM1
Product: leucine zipper and EF-hand containing transmembrane protein 1
Exons: 14
Coding region: 109-2406 (765 amino acids)
Biological process (GO): intracellular monoatomic cation homeostasis
Cellular component (GO): mitochondrial inner membrane
Molecular function (GO): calcium ion binding; ribosome binding
Source: RefSeq, a predicted model, not a curated record
GCGGUUCUGUUUCCGUGUUGAGGCGCAGCAGGAUUCAGGGACAUGACCAGGCCGGGAACCUGCCGUUACCCUUAGCGUCACCUCAGCCAGCGGCGAGAGAGAGAGAAGAUGGCGUCCAUGUUGCUGAGGAGCUGCAGCCAGCGGGUCUGCUGCCUCCCCAGGCCGCUGCGCCGGGAGCCCAAGUGGGGUAACUUGGGAGACCGUACUUGUCUCAGUUGUGUGUCUCUGAGGUUGAUUAACCAUACGAAUGUACACUUCAAAUAUUGCACUAGUAUCCACCCUGUUUACAUGUACUCCAAGAAAGAUCAGUACAGUUGUUGGACUAAAGGACCUGAACAAAUGUACUUUAAAGUUGUGAGCUCUCCUGGCUCAUGGACUCCGUUUGCAAGUUUGGGCAUUUUGGGGCCCCAGUACCUUCCAGUACGAUGGUGGCAUUCUUCACAUCCCCGUAAUGAUGACUCCAUGGUGGAAAAGUCACUGAAGUCUUUAAAAGAUAAAACCAAGAAGAUGGAAGAAGGAGGCCCGGUAUAUAGUCCAACAGUAGAGGUGGUUAAAACAUCUCUUAGACAGAAGAUUGUGGAUGAGGUGAAGCACUAUUAUCAUGGCUUUCGAUUGUUAUGGAUUGACACAAAAAUUGCUGCAAGAAUGCUCUGGCGAGUACUUCAUGGCAACGUUUUGUCUCGCCGGGAACGGAGACAGUUCCUUCGGAUAUGUGCUGAUCUCUUUCGCCUGGUUCCUUUUCUAGUCUUCAUUGUUGUUCCAUUCAUGGAGUUUCUGCUUCCAGUAGCCCUUAAGCUGUUCCCUGGCAUGCUUCCUUCAACAUUUGAGACAAAAUCUAAGAAGGAGGAGAGAUUGAAGAAAGAAUUGAGAGUGAAACUUGAAGUGGCAAAAUUUCUUCAAGACACUAUUGAGGAGAUAGCCUUAAAAAAUAAAGCAGCCAAAGGAAAUGUUACUAAAGAUUUUUCUAUCUUCUUUCAAAAGAUCCGAGAGACUGGUGAAAGACCUAGUAAUGAGGAGAUCUUACGGUUCUCUAAACUGUUUGAAGAUGAGCUUACACUGGACAAUCUUACUAGGCCUCAGCUGGUGGCUCUCUGUAAACUGUUGGAACUUCAGUCAAUCGGGACAAAUAACUUUCUGCGUUUCCAGCUGACCAUGAGGUUGAGGUCCAUGAAAGCAGAUGACAAACUGAUUGCGGAGGAAGGAGUUGACAGUCUGACUGUUAAAGAACUGCAGGCAGCAUGUAGAGCAAGAGGUAUGAGAGCUCUUGGCGUAACAGAAGAACGACUAAAGGAACAACUCAAACAGUGGCUAGAGCUGCACCUGGACCAACAAAUCCCCACUUCAUUGCUUAUUUUAUCCAGAGCUAUGUAUCUUCCGGAUACACUUUCACCAGCUGAUCAGCUCAAAACAACACUCCAGACCCUACCAGAGAGUGUGGCCAAAGAGGCUCAAGUCAAAGCAGCAGAAGUUGAGGGUGAAAAAGUAGAUAAUAAAGCUAAGCUGGAAGCAACCCUUCAGGAAGAAGAAGCCAUUAGAAAAGAAAAUCAAGAAAAAGAGAUGGAAAGAAUGUCUGAAGCUGCUGAGAAAGCCAAAGAAAUCCUUCAGGUUGCAGCAAGGAAAGAGAUGGAGUCUGCAGUGGAUCUUGAAGCAGCUGCUGUACAUGUGAAGAAAAGCCAGAUAGCUGUGGAUACUGAACAUGAACUGGCUAGUGUGGAUUUGACACUACAUUCAGAGACCUUGAAAGAUACAGCACCAGUGUUAGAAGGCAUUAAGGGUGAGGAAAUAACCAAGGAGGAGAUUGACAUGCUGAGUGAUGCUUGCACCAAACUGAAGGAAAAGAAGAAAUUGUUAACAAAAGAAAAGGAGGAGCUUGAGGAGCUAAAGGAUGAUGUUCAGGAAUAUAGUGAGGAUUUGCAAGAGAUAAAGGAGCUAUCUAAAACAGGACAAGAGGAUGUAGUGGAAGAGUCUAAAGCAAGCAAGCGGUUGACCAAAAGGGUGAACCGAAUGAUUGGACAAAUUGGCAAAAUUAUUAAUGAAUUAGAGACAGACCAAAAGGUGGUGGAUGGACAGUUGGACAGUGGUGCUAGUCCACCUAUUGGAUUGUGUUUCCCCUUUAGGGAGAAUCUCAUCAGUAUCAACGAGCUUAUUAGUGUGAUGAAACAAAUCCAGAAGUUUCCAGAGAACAAACUGAAUAGGAUUGCUGAGGCAUUAGAUGAAAACCAGGACGGCAAGAUUGAUAUAAAUGAUGUUGCCAAGGUGGUAGAAUUAAUUGACAAAGAAGACAUUGAUAUCUCAACAAGUCAGGUUGCUGAGAUUAUAGCACUGCUUCAAAAAGAAGAGAAACUGGAAGAAAAAGAGAAGGCAAAAGAAAAGGUUGAGAAAGAAGCUGUGGAAAUAAAGAAUUAAACUUCAGAAUCUGAAGUAAAGUCCAGUUUAACCAAUACAUCUUCCUGUGAGCUUCUGUGAUGAUGAAAAAUGUUAACGCUUUGUCUGCUAAACGAGUUUGCUAGUGGCAAAUCAAAGAUAUGUUUUGUGAAAUAUGGAAUCAUAUAACUUCUAUUAUCUAGCAAGUGAUUUUUACCAUCAUUCAUGAAGAUGAAAACAACAUGAUUCUUUAAGAGCGUGUUCUUUGCUGUGGAAUCACGUAUUUGCAGUCAUCACUGUGGUGUAGAGAAUCACUAAACUUGCUAGUUUCCAAAACAUUAGCAUAAAUAGUGUAUCUAUCAUGGAAUAAUGUGUGUGAAUGUCAUUUAUUUCCUUGCAUCAUGUAAACAUCUGAUCAGCAACUGUUAAACAAGGUCCAACAUUAUUGUUCUGCUUUCUCCUUCUGCUUUUUGCAUAGUUUGAUAUAAAUUUUUCCUUUCAUCAAAAUAUUUCAUUUUCCCUUGACACACUACUGAAGGGGCUGUGGCAUCAAUAGUAAGUGUUUAGAUUAUUUAAUUUUUCUGAGCUUCAUAUCCGCUAAACUGUUGCUUUGCUAAUACAGAAUGUGGCAUACUCUGAUCUCGUGUGUUUAAAUCAACUGUUUUAUCUGUUACUCUUUUAUGAAGGGAAGAUUCAGUGGAACUGAAACCUCCAAUGAAGAAUGAUUUUUAUGGGUGCCUUAAGCUUAUUGUGAUUGAAAAGUGGGAGUGGUUACUUCUAAGACAAUUCUCAUAAUUCCAUAUGCGUUAUUAAAGCGGUGGGGAAAUAGGAACCUUUAACGUACUUUCAAAAUGUGUUCUGACACAUAAAUGGGAGAGUGCAUAUUUAAAUAGCUAAAGUAAUUAGAAGGGAAAAAUGUCAAUGGUGAUAUUUUACAUAUAUUUUUAAAACUUGCAGUUUAAAAAAAAGUGUUCAUUCUUAUCUACCUGAAUCCUGUAUACAACAUAACAGGCAUUUUUACCUCUUGAUUUUUCAUCUCAGGUAUGAAAUCACUAACCACGUGACAGUCAGAAAACAUUACGUAAAUCUGUUCAUCUCAUGGCCUUGCUUACUGCAGUGUUACCAAAUAUCUGGUAUAAACAAUGUUUUGAGUACAUGGUUUGCUUUCUGGUUAACUGGUUCUUUUAUUCAGUUUCUUCUCUAAUUAAGUAAUAAAUUAAAUAUUAGCAAUUAAUGGAUCUGGAUUUACUACGCCAUGUCUCUUUUAUUUUUUUUUUAAACUGAAGAUUUAAAACAUAAAUACUGACAAUUUUAGUAUAUUUAUUUAUUUUCUAAGCAGUCUAAAUUUCCCCUUGUUUCUUAAAUUUCAGAUUUCAUUUGCCAAGGAAUACUAAUAUUAUGACUUUCACCAGUGUUCUUUUCAUUUUGCAUCCAGUAGUUCAUAGUCUCAAAUUUUUGUAAUUAUCAGAUUAAUGCGUGUUAAACGUGCUGCUGUAGAAUGCUGUACAUGGAAGAGAAUGGAGUCUAUACCUUUUUUGCUAUAGUAAAAAUUACGUACUGUCUCAAAAGUUUUGACUCCCAAACACAUUUUAGUGUAAUUCUUUGUUUUUUGUGUUAAAUCUGAAUUAGAAUGACAAAAAUGUUUAUAGAGACAUGGGACUGCUAUGGCUACAAUUACACUGUAAACCAAAAUGUUUAUAGAAACUCCUUCAAGUUAGUGGAACAAAAUAUAGUUUGGGCAUUCUCAUGGCUUGCAUGGUGGACCAUUAUAUUUAUUGAAUUGCUUCUUGUACAUUUUGCUGUGGUAAUGUACAGUUUGUUAGCUAAUUUUAGAAGCAGAGUAAAAAUGUUUAGUUCACAGCUAUAGAACAUUUUUCAGUUUGUAAACUAUACAGUUGGUAAAGAAAGAUGCUUACAAUGGGUAAUGUGACUGAUCCUCCUGAGAAGCACUAUAAUUGCAUCUUACUGAGUAAACUGUAUUCCACCUGUGGACAGGUUGAAAUUACAAAGUAAUAUGAUCUUUGCGAUUCUUUUACUGUAUUUUUUAAAUGGAUGGGCAUAUCUGUUUUCUUGAAAGUAAGAGUAGGGUAUAGAUUCCAGCAUGAAGUCAGUUUCAAGAUGUGUAUUUAUAACUUGACUAUAACCUUUAAGGCUAAAACUUGCCCAGUAUUCCAUACUGUGGGCUGUACUUAUCAAGGCAUUGAGGCACAUUGUCCCUGCUAAGUUUGGUUGUGCCUUUUUUGUUUAUUUGAAAUAUUAGGUAGAGUGAACGAGAAAGGAGAUCUAAAGUAGGUGAUGGACGUUUUUAAACAACAUCCUUAUUAAAUUCAUUCUGAUACAUUUAUGGCUAAAAGUUUUUGUUCUUGGACUCACCUGAAAAAUGUUAUAUUGAGAUACUUGAAUCAGUUAAUUUAAAAGCAUUGCUUUCAAUAACCAGUGUUAGUUUUCCCCGUCAUCUAAAGAGAUUUAAAUAAAUCAUGUAUAAAUCAGCAAUAGCUAAAUGUGUUAAUUUAUUUUGAAAAAUAUUGCAAAUCCAAGAUAUGUGGCCUAGAAUUCAUAAUGGCGAGCGUUAUCUGCCAUUUUAUAUAGUAAGUGGGCAAACCCAUGACUCGCUAGACUUAUUGUGUGCUCUGUGGGUCUCAAAAAUAUUUGGCAGGCUUCCGUUAAUCACCAAGGGCCCCCUUCCUUGAGUAGUUUUAUGGAAGCCUUUAAAACUACACAGGUUAAUGGGCGUGGGGGUUUGGCAGGACUGGGCUUCAAAUCAAGAGCUUUACUGCUUUUUAUCUAGACCAAAAGAAUAAAUCAAAGUUAAAAUACUUCAGGAGGGAUUGAUGGGUUUUCAGAUGUACAGUAACUGGUCAUAGAACUUACUCCUCUAUGAACUAUUUAAUCAGUAGGUCUAAAUAUUUUGUUUAAAUUUAUUGAAAGGUUGUAUAAUAUUUGAAUGAGCUUAUGAGUUACACAAGCUGAUUCUUCAAAAUUACAGUUGGGCAAGCAAUAACAUCGUCAUCACAUUGUUUCAAAUUCAGGUAAAGAUCUGAUAUAUGUAAUGUUUCCCCUAAAUUGUUUAUGAAUCUUUAUUUGGCUUACCAAAAAAUUCAAGUUUGACAACAGAGUUACUGAACUAAAGCAAAGUAGUGUGUCCUUUACCUUCUGCCUAUGACAUAAUUAGGUACUUUUGUAACUUAGUCGUAUUUAAUCAAUUAAACAGUUUUUUCCAGCUCAUGUUUUUUCAAAUGCCCACUUUCACUCAGCUCUUCAUCAGCAAUCACAUGCUGUUGUUUGUGCUGUAUAAGUAAAUCUGUCUGCCAGCUAGGUACCAGAAGGUUAAUUUUAUGGAGCACUUGUCAUCUUUAAAAGAUACGAAUAUUAACUGUUUUUCUGUUUGAGUGCCAUAUGCAACUUUUAGUGAAGGUAAUGGGAGUUUUUCCAUUGAGUUCAGUAGGAAUUGGAUCAGACCUGAAAAAGGCAGUUUUUUCUUUUUUUUUUUAAACCUCAUUUGUUUUGAUGUGUACAUUACACCCUACCAAAAAGCUUUAAAGAAAUUCAUAAAGCUCUAUAAACUUGAACUAAUAUCUUUAAAAAGGCUUUGAAAUAAUUUAAAAAAGCAAGAUCUUAAAUGCUAACAGGAUACAUGAAUAACCUUCAUUUACAGACCAGUGGUCUGAAAGCUUUUUGUUUCCGAAGACCUGAGUUUUUGAGAUUCGUUGUUUUUCUUGUAAGAAUAGAUGACAUCACUAAUUCCUGAAGUGUGCAGGGAGCUGCAUUCAUGUAGGAGAAAUACAGAACAUUAAACUUGGGUCUUGGCAUAUAAAUGCUUUUCAAAUAUCUUUGCUUAGAAUGUAUAGCUAGGGCCUCCGAUCCUGCAAAGAGAAAUGUGUGGGCAGACCCAUGCCUCAGUACAGAGCUGUGUUGAUUUCAUUGGGGCUGUAUGCAGGCAUGGAUCUCUUUUGCCUUAAAUGGUAGGCUUUGUGAAAGGGACUGGCUCUUCUGAUUUGUGCAGUUUGGAAUACUGCAUGUAAUUUAUAUAUAUCUAAACAUAUGUGCUGCUAGUGACUUAAGCUUUUAGAUAUUUUAGUAUGUAUUUUUAAAGCAUUUGUUUACUUUGAACUUGAGAUUUAUUUCAAAUUAUUCAUUUUAAAUAAGUCCCAUAUUUAAUUCUACUUUUUGAGAUUUGUUGUUGCAGUUUAAGGAGUUCAGCCCAUGUUAUAACACUGUCUAAAAGGUCACUUGCUAUCUGUGCUCUAAACUUGCCACAGUACAAUAUAAAGUUUUUUUGGGGAAGUUUAUUAAAAUGUGUAAUGUCUUCAGUUUUAAUAAACUUGUAAUAUUUUUA